AGACCAGCGCCAUUCAUCUGAGAGCACCGCGGGCACACCUGGUCGAACCGAGCAGAGCAGUUUAACGACUCAAACGGCUCCAAACAGCACCCGGGUUAAUCACUUGAGGAAUGCGGUGCCAUUAGGACCAAACUUCAUAUCAACUUUACGUUAAUUUUAACAAACUCGUCAGAAAGGGGAUCAUGGCAACGGGUGGAUUUAAGUCCAACGCCACGACAGACUUUUUGGAGGAGUGGAAAGCAAAACGGGAGAAAAUGCGAGCCAAAAUGCUGGGGGACAUAGCCGCAGCGACGGGUGCUCCCCUGGGUGCCAGCAACCCAAACAGCAACACCGGUAACCGCCACGCCGCCCCGCUGACCACCGAGCUCACUAACAACGGCAGCCCGGACCGGAGCGCCUCCGCGGGGAGCUACCUCCCCUCCUCCUACGCGGUGGCUCGGUCCUCCUCCGGCUCUGCUUUAAAGAGACCCGAGGAGGAAACGCACCACCUUGCUGCCUGCACCGCUUCACCCACAGCCGCCACCCCGCCGGGAAGCAACCUGAAGAAGGCCCCGCCUCAGACGGACAAGUCCCCGGACUCCAGCCCCAUGGCGUGCAAUGACAGUGACAAGGGGAGCCCAUCACCCAGUAAAGUCAAGGAGAAGAACAGCACUGGUCCCAGUGCUCGGAAGGGGAAAGGGCAGAUUGAGAAGAGGAAGUUGAGGGAAAAGAGGAGAUCAACAGGUGUUGUCAGCAUACCAUCCAAUGAGAGCCUGGAUGAGCUGGACGAUGACGAUGCGGGGGAGAAGGAGAGGAGGGAGGAGGAGGAGCUGGUGCAGGCCAACACUUUCCAGAACGAGGCCAUGAUAGCUGACCCUGCCACGGGCCACUUAAUGGAAACCCCGAGAUCUGGGAGCGGCCGCCACAAGAGCUCUGCAGGGCCGGGGUCUGAGGAGGAGUUGGGUGGAAACAGCAGACAACGACACAACCGUCAUGGCAGAGAUGGAGGAGCUGCAGCACCUGGGAGUUUGGAGAAAAGGCUGGAGGAGCUGGAGAGGGAGCUGGCCAGAGAGCGCCAGGAGAACGACAGGUUGCUGAAGGCCCAUCAGGACAAAGACGACCUCAUCGGGAAGCUGAGAGAGGAAAUUGACUUGCUGAACAGAGACCUGGAUGAUAUUGAAGAUGAGAACGAGCAACUGAAACAGGAGAACAAGACUCUGCUGAAGGUGGUGGGUCAGCUGACGAGGUAGAACAAAAACAACACAGCCUCCUCCUUUCUCCUGACCUCCUGUCCUGGGUCAAGUCCAGCAGCACGGCCUUUAAUCUGUCUCUUUGUGUGUUAGAGGUGAAACUGUAACGUAGUCGACCUCGAAAACACAUCCCCCGAGAGGGACUAUUCCACCCGUCGUGGAAGUCCUGAGAGUCUCAUGGGGACUGUCUAUCAUCGUAUACAUAUUUAAUGUAAAUUUAUUGUAUAUAGGCCAUUUAGAUUGUUCAUGUUUUGGGGAGGGGUCUUUUGAUAAGGUCUUAAAACACGAAAGUAAAAUGAAUGUAUGUGCUGCACAAACAAGCGCACAGUCUUUUAAAACUUGUUUUGAGGUUAAAAAAAGCAACCUCUGUGCGCACAGCAGCAGUCACCCAGGUAAAUUUAAAAAGAUCUCCAGUGUUUUAAUGUUUGAAUUGUGACGAUGGAGCUUCUGUCGAGGAACUCUUGGACCAAAUUCAACAGAAUUACUGCUACAGUACCAUCAGCCAAAGUGGGCAUUGUGCCUUGCAAUGCAUGUGAGGUUUUUUUGUCAAUUCUUAAAAAAAAAAAGUUAAAGCCUGGUGCUUUAUUAAUCCUUUAAAACCAGAGCAAAUUUAGUUUGACUUCUUUCAAAAAACAUGGGUAGAAAGCAAUGAACAAACUAACAACACAUAGCUCAAAAAUAAUCAGGAAGUUAGUUCAAAAAAAGUAACAAUAAAAUGACCUGAAAAUAAUCACAAAAAAAGAAAAGUGAAAAAUGAAAACAAGCAAGAAAA
Messenger RNA from Plectropomus leopardus (leopard coralgrouper), 2001 nucleotides. RefSeq names its product PRKC, apoptosis, WT1, regulator (gene pawr). Lineage: Eukaryota; Metazoa; Chordata; Actinopteri; Perciformes; Serranidae. Gene Ontology annotation, cellular component: cytoplasm. Gene Ontology annotation, biological process: positive regulation of apoptotic process; apoptotic process. The record is from RefSeq and is a predicted model, not a curated record.